Messenger RNA from Liolophura sinensis, 1980 nucleotides. Its product is annotated as general transcription factor IIH subunit 2-like. The coding region runs from base 381 to 1583 and encodes 400 amino acids. NCBI's taxonomy places the organism in Eukaryota, Metazoa, Mollusca, Polyplacophora, Chitonida, Chitonidae. The record is from RefSeq and is a predicted model, not a curated record. Gene Ontology annotation, cellular component: transcription factor TFIIH core complex; transcription factor TFIIH holo complex. Gene Ontology annotation, molecular function: zinc ion binding. The transcript has 14 exons. Gene Ontology annotation, biological process: nucleotide-excision repair; regulation of transcription by RNA polymerase II; DNA-templated transcription.
CCUAUGUCAAGAUUUUUAUGGCUUGUUUCUCCCAGGCUGGGCCAGGUAUGCACCAAAGCUUAUUGGCCACGGAAUGUUUUGGACUGAGCUACAGAGCUAGACGUUAACAUUGUCGCUUAUGGAAAAUUAAUGGGGGUCUGAGGCCAUGCGCGAGCGCCCUCAAGCUGGACCUCCCGUGGACAUAUCCCUCAUAGGACCUAGAACAUUUUACAUUUAAUACCAAAAAUAAAAUAUAUCAUUAAAGCAUAAAUGUUUUCUGCUGGGUGUAGAAGGAAACAGGGACACGGUCACAACUUUCAACUGUCAGAAGAAUGAUCACUGUGUGCAGUUUGCAGUGAGAAAAAUAUUUUAUCCGGGGUAAAAUACUACAGAGAAGAAACAUGGCGGACGAUCAAAACGAAGAGGGAUACCGGUGGGAAAAAGAAUACGAAAAGACUUGGGAAAUUCUACAAGAGGACGAUGAUGGAUCAAUUCAAGCCAGUAUUGAUGAUAUUGUUCACAAAGCAAAAAGACGGAGAUUGCUGGAGUCAAUUGGAAAUGUUCGACUUGGGAUGAUGCGACAUCUCUUUCUGGUGAUAGACCUCUCCAGUUCAAUGUCGGAUCAAGAUCUGAAACCAACCAGAUUACACGCAACUGUAAAGUUGCUGGAGUACUUUGUGGAGGAGUAUUUUGACCAGAACCCUAUAAGUCAGCUGGGCGUCAUCAUGACGCGAGGGAAGCGUGCUGAGAAAGUCACCGAGCUGGGAGGUAACCCCAGACGCCAUAUAGGUGCAUUGCAGAAAUUGGCAGAUAAAAUUUGCCAAGGAGAGCCUUCUAUACAAAACUCAUUAGAACUGGCAGCUCAGACAUUGAGACAUAUGCCCAGUCACAGCAGCCGUGAGGUGUUGGUCAUCAUGGGCAGCUUGACCACCUGUGACCCCACAGAUAUCUCAGAAACUGUCCAGGCAAUGGCAGAGGCAAACAUUAGGUGCUCUUUUAUUGGUCUUGCUGCUGAAGUUCGGAUAUGUAAGAAAAUAGCUCAAGAAACUCAAGGUAGAUAUGGCGUGAUCAUGGAUGAAAGCCACUACAAGGAUCUCUUAAACCAACACGUCUCACCCCCACCUGCAAGUGCUAAUACAGAAUCCUCACUGAUCAGAAUGGGGUUUCCUCAUCAUCAGCUGACUACAGACAAAGACAAAGAAGAGAAACCUUCAAUGUGCAUGUGCCAUCUGGAUGACAAAACUGGCCAGGGUUUUGGGAGCACUGGUUACUUCUGUCCUCAGUGUAAGAGUAAAUACUGCGAGCUGCCUGUGGAGUGUAAGGCAUGUGGCCUUACCUUGGUGUCUGCACCUCACCUGGCUCGGUCGUAUCAUCACCUUUUCCCAUUAGAACAGUUCAAAGAAGUUCCCAUGGACCAACAGACCAGAACUUGUUAUGCAUGCCAGGUCAAAGUUAAGGAACUGUCAUUUUACAGGUGUGGGAAAUGUAGCCAUCACUUCUGUGUGGACUGUGACCUGUUUGUUCACGAGACAUUGCAUUCCUGUCCUGGAUGUGCUAGUUCCAGGGCCACACAGCACCUGUCACAGGCACCCUCAGUUUCCUGAUAGGCUCAUUCCAGGGCCUGUCUCCCCUUCAGGCUAACCACAGACAAAAGAUUGCUUCAGUGACCGGUGUCUCCAGGUGGAUAUGAAGCUGGACAGAUUGUUGCCUUGGAAACUGACCUGUAAUCAUGAAAUGAACCAGUCAACCAGAAACUGGUCAUAAUUUCCUGGCAUAACCUGGCUGAAAAAGCGUGGAAAGAUUUACGGCCAAUGAAAUUGUUGAAACACCUUUGUGGCCAAGAAGUAUGAGUUAUUGUAAUCUCCCAAAGCCUGACUUGUUGUCAAUACAAUCUGUAAGAGUUGCGAAUUGGCUGGCUCAUUUCUGUCUGAAUGGUCAAAAGUGCUAUGCUUUCAUUCAUCUACAGAUUAAUUUGGAGACGUGAGACUUCUCUCUGUUAAG